UUUGAGGAGAGAUAAAAAGGAGAGAGAGAGAGAGAGAUGAGGAGUGGGGAAUCCUAAGCUUGACACGAGCAACAGUAAAAGAUGACGAAAGCAUGUCUCCUAGAAUGCCAGAACUGAAAUAGAAUUAAAAAGCCCAAUCUCACUACUCCUGACACCUCUUCUCUCCAUUUAUUAUUCUCUCUUCGAUCAAUCUAGAAGACAAAACCCCAUUUAAGAGUCAGCCACAUCCACUGCAUAAAAUCUUCAUAUCCACUCAGAGAAUUGCAGAGAGGUUGUAUCUUGUAAGGGGAAAAAAAACAACCAGAAUGAAUAUGAAUGAUCGCGGUGAUCAAAGAAAUAUAGAAGUUGAUCCAGGAGAGUGGCUGAGUUUGAGCCUAGGAAGGAACCUUACCACAACAGUUGGAGACACUCAUCCACAAUCAAAACCGGUUUCCACCAAGCUUUUCUCAUGUAACUUCUGCAUGAGGAAGUUCUUCAGUUCGCAAGCAUUGGGGGGUCACCAGAAUGCCCAUAAGAGGGAGAGAGGCGCAGCUCGAAGAUAUCAGUCCCAGAGGAUGAUGACGGCGCUGGGAUUGCCCAUAUAUACUUCUUCCAUGGUCCGCUCACUCGGUGUCCGACCUCACUCACUUGUGCAUAAAACAGGUAGAGAUGGAACGCCAAUCAUGACUAGAUUCAACGACACUGACACAGGGUUUCGAUUUGCAUUGACGCCGCCACACACACUGGAAGAAGCACCAGCUAGGAUUUGGCCAGGAAGCUUCCGCCUGGAUUCACAGCCAGAAGAACAGCCAUUAGAUCCGUUUAAGCUAGACUUGAAUCUCCGGCUCUAACCUGUACAUCAGUCUGCCCCACCAUGGAAUUCUUCAUCCACCCUCAUCCCCUGCAAAUGGUAACAGCUCUUGUUUAUUCCUCCGUCAACACGGUUAACCAACCUAAAGGUACAAACAAUGUUCUGAAGAGUCGCCAAUGGGCUCGCCUUCCCAAAUGGGAGGUUGAGUGUUCAAGCCCUACUAGGUUGAUUGUGUGCGCGUUUGCUUGAACUUUCAAAAAAAAAUAAAGUUCUGAAAAGUCAAAAUACUGGAUGGAUGCUUGUUGCAAUACCAUAAAUGUCUUGGUGCCUGAAAUAAAUAAGGUGCAGUAUACUUAUCAUCAAGUUUAUGAAGGUUCUUUAUCAUAACUACAGCCUUCGACUAUUGUUUCCAUUAUACUCAUCAAUACUUCACCAGGCAUUACUGUGAUAUAUAUAAUUUAUUUUAUUUUUAUGU
Molecule: messenger RNA, 1265 nt
Organism: Cornus florida
Lineage: Eukaryota; Viridiplantae; Streptophyta; Magnoliopsida; Cornales; Cornaceae
Product: zinc finger protein 7-like
Exons: 1
Coding region: 306-830 (174 amino acids)
Source: RefSeq, a predicted model, not a curated record